Magnolia sinica is the source of this 1203-nucleotide messenger RNA. Its product is annotated as RING-H2 finger protein ATL52-like. The transcript has a single exon. Gene Ontology annotation, biological process: protein ubiquitination. Bases 55 to 474 code for a protein of 139 amino acids. The record is from RefSeq and is a predicted model, not a curated record. NCBI's taxonomy places the organism in Eukaryota, Viridiplantae, Streptophyta, Magnoliopsida, Magnoliales, Magnoliaceae.
AAUCGACGCCGGUGUAUUUAUUCCAUCUUUUGGCCGUAGCCAGCCCAUGUUCCUAUGAUGGAGGAAACGCCUCAAAAGAUCCAGUUCUCACCGUUCCUAGCCGCCCUGAUCGUGAUCGUAACGGCCGCUAUCCUGCUCAUCUUCUACCAUUGCUUAGGCUGCAAUCAUCGCGGCCCACCACGUGGCCCACACAACCAGCAGUUCGCACCGGCCGAAGAACAAACGAGCGGCUUACAGGCGUCGAUCAUACAUCUCAUCCCCGCAUACACGUACGGCGAGGAAGGUCUGGCCAGCAAAGGCGACGAUGGCACGUGUGCGGUGUGCUUGUCUGAGUUCAAGGACGGUGAGUCGCUACGAUUGUUGCCGGAGUGCAUGCACUCAUUCCACGUACCUUGUAUUGAUACAUGGCUCGAAUCGCACUCCAAUUGCCCGCUUUGCCGGACUGACAUGACGCCGUCGCCGUCGCCGUCGUGAUGGGAGGGGGUGCACCGGAUCUGGUAGGUUGCAGGACUUUGGAGGUUGAUAUUUGAAUUGGUAGGGAGGGUGGACUGGCAUGAGGAGGUGACGGAGUCAGGUUCCUCUACAAACAUUUGUAGAUAAGCUUAUUCUACAACAUGCUUUGUGGGGCCCACCAUUAUGAUUUAUUGACAUCUAAUCCGUCCAUCAUGUGAAUCACAUCAAUUUAUCGUUGGAAAUAAAAAAAUUAUUGGGAUUAAAAAAUCGGUUGGGCCACAGUAUGUGAACUCAUGAAUUAAAUGUCUAAAAUUAUGUGGUCUGGUCUACCUGAGUUGGUCUGAUGUUGUUCAUUCAUCCUUGCGGGGUCACAUAUUAUGAAUGGAUUGGAUGGCAUAUAUAAAACACAGUGGGCCCACGGACAAUUUGCUGGUUUCAAUGGUGGGUGUCCCACCCAAUAAUUUACCUUGGUAUGGCCUAUUUACAUUCUCUAUUAGGCUGAUUUUUGAGAAGUGAGAUAAUGUUGAAAGGCCUAACAUUUUGGACGGAUUGGAUAUCAUUUAAUCAUCACCAUGGGCCCCACAUACCACCUUGUAGUAUAAGCUUAUUCUACAAACGUUGCGGAGGAACCGGCCUCAAAGGGUGUUUCUAUAAUUCUCAUAGAUGUUGUACAUGGAUGUAUGGUUUUGGUGUAUAUGAAAUUGGUUAUGAUCCAUUGAUUAGCUUUGAAAUCUUGUACUAUAAUUCUUG